Messenger RNA from Eruca vesicaria subsp. sativa (arugula), 1716 nucleotides. The record is from the annotation of a GenBank genome assembly. Lineage: Eukaryota; Viridiplantae; Streptophyta; Magnoliopsida; Brassicales; Brassicaceae.
CGGAAGCAACAACUUCUGUUAAUCGGAGAUCGGCAGAACGAUGACGGGAGAAGACGAUAAAGCUAGGGUUUCUCCGAGCAACUACCCUCCAACGAACGAUGCUUCUGAAUCGAUUCAAAGGAAGAAGAUAAAGUGGGAUCAUCAGCCUAUGGCUUGUUUAAACAACACAGCUAAGAACCAGGAUGAGUUGGUCAUAGGGAGAGCAAUAGUUAUCAACGAUGCUGAGGCUUCUCUUAGGCACAAGCUUACUCAACGCUCAACUCAAGAAGAAAUUCAGAGGUCUACUGGUACUGUGGUGAUUACUAGGGGCAAGUAUCGUCUUCCAAAUGCACCUCCUGAUGGCGAAUAUCCAUUGUAUCUUCACAUAUCUGCUGCUUCACAUUUAAAAGAGACUACAGAACGUAUUUUAGCCGUUGAUCGUGCAGCAACUAUGAUUGAGGAGAUGAUGAAACAGAAAACAAGUUCACAGGUCGGGGCUGUUGGUUUCCAUACAAACAAGGAUUCAAUGAGCAACUACGUGUGCAUAUAUUUUAAAUGGCAAGGUCGCAUGUAUAGUAUAGUGAUGAAGGCAGCAAUGGAAGAGAUUGCCCUGUCAAUGCUAGAAGCAAGGAUAUGCAAAAAGGUCGGGUUAGAUGAAAGUAGCGUGAAACUGAAAUUGAGUUACAUUCCACUACUGGUGGGUUGCGAGGAGCAGUGUGCUAUUUCUGAUGACGAGGAUCUUUAUGUUUAUCUAACAUCCACUGAUAAUGAGAAUCGUAGAUGUUUGCUGCAUGUGGAGGUCAUCAAUGUCUCGGAACUCCCCGAACAACUUUCGAGAGCGUGCGAAGGAAGUUCUUUAGGUAUGAACUAUGACGAGUUGAAUUCAAAGGAUGAUGAGACAGGAGCUAAAGCUUUUACUCAAUACGUAGGCAUCGAACAAGUUGAAGAGCAAAUUGAGGCAGACGAGAAUGAAUAUGUGGAUAUGUGUGAUAAGCUUGUAGAGCUUCCACCUGUUUCAGAAGCAAAUCAGUUUAUGGAGGAGACAUGGGAAGACGGUAUGGAUAUGGCAAUACAACAAGAGUUUCCUAAUAAGAAGGCAGUGCAAGAAGUGGUGAGUAUGGCUGCAUGUUCGAAUGGUUUUGGGUUUGAUGUGAAGAAGUCAGAUAAGGCGCGGUUAGUGCUAAAAUGUCCUAAAGAAGGAUGUAACUGGGGUUUACGAGCUUCAAAGAUCGGAAAGACCGAAAUGUUCUCGAUUAGAAGGUACACCAAGAUGCAUACAUGCUCUCGUGAUGGUCAGAGUAAAAACAACUUGAAGAGAAAAGUCACGCCACAGAUAGUUGUAUCUCUAUUGCAUGAGGCUUAUCCAGGACAAAUGCAAACUCCAACUCCUAAAAGUAUCAUUGAUCUUGUUUCGACAAAAUUGGGUGUGAAGAUAUCAUAUUCCACUGCGUUGAGAGGUAAAAAUUUGUAUUCAGCUCUUGAAGAUGAGACGACUAUGUUAAAGAAUGAUGCUUGUGACGAGGCAAUAGAAAGAGUAGAGCUGUAGUUUUAAGAUAGAGCAAAUGCGUGAAGAGAGACUACAAUGCUGAAAGAAUUAGUGAAUGGUUUUCUUCAAAACAUAUGUGUUUUCGUUUGAAAUCUUCUUUUCUCUUGUAUGUAUUUAACUUUGAGUUAUGGAUUUAUCUAUGUUAGUCAUCUUUGCUGUAAAACUCUUAUGAUAAUAUCUAUGUUAAGUUA